AGGGCAAGGGGGAUUAGUGAAUAAUUGUGCUGAUUUUGUGGCUGUGGUAAGUGCGUCCCUGCUGCUGGGGUGUGAUUGGAGGGAAACCCCGUGUACCACAGUCAGACAGCUUGUGAGAGAAUCAGCUGUGUAACGUAGCUUAGCUAGCCACACACCACUAUUCCCUUUGCACUCAGUCCCUAGUAACCAUGGUUGACAAGAGCGAGGUGGUUCAGAAGGAGCUGGUCCAGAAGGCCAAGCUGGCAGAGCAGGCCGAGCGCUACGAUGACAUGGCUGCCUCCAUGAAGGCCGUAACGGAGGAAGGCACCCAGUUGUCCAACGAGGAGCGGAACCUCCUCUCUGUGGCCUAUAAGAACGUGGUGGGCGCUCGGCGCUCCUCCUGGAGGGUGGUGUCCAGCAUCGAGCAGAAGACCGAGGGCAGCGAGAAGAAGCAGGCCAUGGCCAAGGAGUACAGGGAGAAGAUAGAGAAGGAGCUGAAGGAGAUCUGUAAUGAUGUGCUGGGUCUUCUGAACCAGUUCCUCAUCCCCAAUGCUACUCCGGCCGAGAGCAAAGUGUUCUAUUUGAAAAUGAAAGGAGAUUACUACCGUUACUUAGCGGAGGUGGCGAUGGGAGAGGAGAAAGCCGCCAUCAUCGGUAACUCCCAGGAGGCCUACAAGGAUGCGUUUGAGAUCAGCAAGAAGGACAUGCAGCCCACCCAUCCGAUUCGUCUGGGUCUGGCUCUCAACUUCUCCGUCUUCUAUUACGAGAUCCUCAACUCCCCCGAGCAGGCCUGCAAACUGGCCAAGACGGCUUUCGAUGACGCUAUUGCAGAGCUGGAUUCUCUGAGUGAAGACUCUUACAAAGACAGCACCUUGAUCAUGCAGCUACUGAGAGAUAACUUGACACUGUGGACCUCAGACAACCAGGGAGAUGGAGAGGAUGCUGAGGAGGGUCGAGACUGACCUGGUCCCUGUUCCCUGGUCUGUCUGUCUGUCUGACUGACUGUCAUCAUCCUCUACCUAUCAACGCUGAGACAGACGGACUGACCGCCUCAUCCCGCCCAACGCCUCUCUUUAGUUCUGUCUGUCACGUCGUCUCACACCUCCAUACCUUUACUCUUCUCUCGGGAAUCAUUGUUGGGGUGGGGGUCUGCUUUCCAGGACUUGGUUGUGGGAGGGGUUUGGUGGGGACGUACAGUAUGGUAGGUUGAGGUGAGGGUUGUGGGAGGGGUUUGGUGGGGACGUACAGUAUGGUAGGUUGAGGUGAGGGUUGUGGGAGGGGUUUGGUGGGGACGUACAGUAUGGUAGGUUGAGGUGAGGGACUUGUCUACUGAGUGUAUAAUUAUUUGUGGGCGAUGAAUAGGGUCUUACAUGCAUGUUGAAGGGUGGGGGGGGAAAGCUCUUAACUCAGGCAAUGUGGCAAGUUCAGGUUGUGAAUUAACCUGGUCGACUCACCACCUGUGUUCAGGUAGUGAAUUAACCUGGUCGACUCACCACCUGUGUUCAGGUUGGGAAUAUUAACCUAGUCGACUCACCACCUGUGUUCAGGUAGUGAAUUAACCUGGUCGACUCACCACCUGUGUUCAGGUUGGGAAUAUUAACCUGGUCGACUCACCACCUGUGUUCAGGUAGUGAAUUAACCUGGUCGACUCACCACCUGUGUUCAGGUUGGGAAUAUUAACCUAGUCGACUCACCACCUGUGUUCAGGUAGUGAAUUAACCUGGUCGACUCACCACCUGUGUUCAGGUUGGGAAUAUUAACCUGGUCGACUCACCACCUGUGUUCAGGUAGUGAAUUAACCUGGUCGACUCACCACCUGUGUUCAGGUUGGGAAUAUUAACCUGGUCGACUCACCACCUGUGUUCAGGUUGGGAAUAUUAACCUGGUCGACUCACCACCUGUGUUCAGGUAGUGAAUUGGCCUGGUCGACUCACCACCUGUCUUCAGGUAGUGAAUUGGCCUGGUCGACUCACCACCUGUGUUCAGGUAGUGAAUUGGCCUGGUCGACUCACCACCUGUGUUCAGGUUGGGAAUAUUAACCUGGUCGACUCACCACCUGUGUUCAGGUAGUGAAUUGGCCUGGUCGACUCACCACCUGUCUUCAGGUAGUGAAUUGGCCUGGUCGACUCACCACCUGUGUUCAGGUAGUGAAUUGGCCUGGUCGACUCACCACCUGUGUUCAGGUUGGGAAUAUUAACCUGGUCGACUCACCACCUGUGUUCAGGUAGUGAAUUGGCCUGGUCGACUCACCACCUGUCUUCAGGUAGUGAAUUGGCCUGGUCGACUCACCACCUGUGUUCAGGUAGUGAAUUAACCUGGUCGACUCACCACCUGUGUUCAGGUUGGGAAUAUUAACCUGGUCGACUCACCACCUGUGUUCAGGUAGUGAAUUGGCCUGGUCGACUCACCACCUGUCUUCAGGUAGUGAAUUGGCCUGGUCGACUCACCACCUGUGUUCAGGUAGUGAAUUGGCCUGGUCGACUCACCACCUGUGUUCAGGUAGUGAAUUGGCCUGGUCGACUCACCACCUGUGUUCAGGUAGUGAAUUGGCCUGGUCGACUCACCACCUGUGUUCAGGUAGUGAAUUGGCCUGGUCGACUCACCACCUGUGUUCAGGUAGUGAAUUGGCCUGGUCGACUCACCACCUGUGUUCAGGUAGUGAAUUGGCCUGGUCGACUCACCACCUGUGUUCAGGUAGUGAAUUGGCCUGGUCGACUCACCACCUGUGUUCAGGCAGUGAAUUGGCCUGGUCGACUCACCACCUGUGUUCAGGUAGUGAAUUGGCCUGGUCGACUCACCACCUGUGUUCAGGUAGUGAAUUGGCCUGGUCGACUCACCACCUGUGUUCAGGUAGUGAAUUAACCUGGUCGACUCACCACCUGUGUUCAGGUAGUGAAUUGGCCUGGUCGACUCACCACCUGUGUUCAGGUAGUGAAUUGGCCUGGUCGACUCACCACCUGUGUUCAGGUAGUGAAUUAGCCUGGUCGACUCACCACCUGUGUUCAGGUAGUGAAUUGGCCUGGUCGACUCACCACCUGUGUUCAGGUAGUGAAUUGGCCUGGUCGACUCACCACCUGUGUUCAGGUAGUGAAUUGGCCUGGUCGACUCACCACCUGUGUUCAGGUAGUGAAUUGGCCUGGUCGACUCACCACCUGUGUUCAGGUAGUGAAUUGGCCUGGUCGACUCACCACCUGUGUUCAGGUAGUGAAUUGGCCUGGUCGACUCACCACCUGUGUUCAGGUAGUGAAUUGGCCUGGUCGACUCACCACCUGUGUUCAGGUAGUGAAUUGGCCUGGUCGACUCACCACCUGUGUUCAGGUUGUGAAUUGGCCUGGUCGACUCACCACCUGUGUUCAGGUUGUGAAUUGGCCUGGUCGACUCACCACCUGUGUUCAGGUAGUGAAUUGGCCUGGUCGACUCACCACCUGUGUUCAGGUUGUAAAUUGGCCUGGUCGACUCACCACCUGUGUUCAGGUAGUGAAUUGGCCUGGUCGACUCACCACCUGUGUUCAGGUAGUGAAUUGGCCUGGUCGACUCACCACCUGUGUUCAGGUAGUGAAUUGGCCUGGUCGACUCACCACCUGUCUUCAGGUAGUGAAUUGGCCUGGUCGACUCACCACCUGUGUUCAGGUAGUGAAUUGGCCUGGUCGACUCACCACCUGUCUUCAGGUAGUGAAUUGGCCUGGUCGACUCACCACCUGUGUUCAGGUAGUGAAUUGGCCUGGUCGACUCACCACCUGUGUUCAGGUAGUGAAUUGGCCUGGUCGACUCACCACCUGUCUUCAGGUAGUGAAUUGGCCUGGUCGACUCACCACCUGUGUUCAGGUAGUGAAUUGGCCUGGUCGACUCACCACCUGUCUUCAGGUAGUGAAUUGGCCUGGUCGACUCACCACCUGUGUUCAGGGUAAUGAUCUUGUGCUUGACAACAUUGCUUGAUUCAUUUUGUGGUUCGACAUCAGUCUCUCCUGAUUGGAGGAGGCAGCAGCGAGCGGUUUUAGUCUGUAGCCAGGCGACUGGCGGCAGGAGCAUUAGGUGAUCGUCCUGAGGCGUCUUAUCGAUUUUUGGUGGGGUUGUUGUGUUUGCUCCCUAAAUAGCACCCUAAUUCCCUAUAUAGUACACUACUUUUAGACCAGGACCCUAUGGGCCGUGGCCUAACACCUGUGCACUAUAUAUAGGGGGGGGGGGAUAGGGUUCUGUUUGAGAGGAAACCUUGGAUAGAAAUGUUACAUUCCAUAAACUGUCACUAGACUGCACCAGCUUCUUAUUCUUCAGUUUGACUGACCUGCUAACGUCAUUUGUAUUUCUGUGUCAAUUAGGAGGUAUGGGGGGGGUUGGAAGUCUAGAACAAAGGACACUCCUAAUACUUGGACUGUUUUAAACCAGCAGAGCAGGAAGAAUUUCCCCAUGUACUUAUCUAGUUUUUUGGCUUUUUCUCUCUUCCAGUUAAAAGGUUUUUUUAUUUUCAUUUAAUGUUUUAUUUUGAUACUUGUGGUUAAGAACUAGUUAACGGGGAGAAAGGGGAGGUGGUUGGUUUUGGGCUGGCUGUCUGGCUGUCUGGCUGUCUGGCUGGCUGUCUGGCUGUCUGUCUGUCUUUGUCCAUGUCCUUUUUGGAAUUUUCAUACGAAACACCCAAGCAUAACUGUUUAUCUGGAGGGAAAUGUUAUUUCAUGUAUGUGGAAUUAAAAAGAUAAUUUAAAAGUA
Salmo salar (Atlantic salmon) is the source of this 4680-nucleotide messenger RNA. NCBI's taxonomy places the organism in Eukaryota, Metazoa, Chordata, Actinopteri, Salmoniformes, Salmonidae. The record is from RefSeq and is a predicted model, not a curated record.